Capsicum annuum is the source of this 1979-nucleotide messenger RNA. RefSeq names its product protein PHR1-LIKE 3. The transcript has 6 exons. The record is from RefSeq and is a predicted model, not a curated record. Gene Ontology annotation, molecular function: DNA binding; DNA-binding transcription factor activity. NCBI's taxonomy places the organism in Eukaryota, Viridiplantae, Streptophyta, Magnoliopsida, Solanales, Solanaceae. Bases 891 to 1769 code for a protein of 292 amino acids.
AUACAGACUGCAGAGAGAAAAAGUGAGAGGAACACAUAGACAGAGACAGCAAAAAGAGACAACAGAAGGACAGUACAUAACAAGACAACUCUGUCCUGUCCUCUCCCCAACUCCCACCACCCCCCACCACACCAACCAUCUCCCCCCGCCCCUCUCCUCCAUUUUAACUCCCCUCCCCUCAUUGUUCUUCUUCUGGGGGUACCCAAAACUCUUCACAUUUCCCCACCAUAUCAAAAAUCCUCAUUUCAAGCAAACCCCAUUCCCCCGCCCACCCCACCCCCCUCUCCCCAGUCACACCACAUAGUUCAGUUUUAGCUCAUCAAGGUUCAACCUUCAAGCACUUUUCUUCAUUUUUAAGACUUUUCAAGAAUCUGGGUCAUCAUAAAAAUAACUAAAGAUUCAACCUUCAUGUUAUUUCUUCAUUUUUAAGACUUUUCAAGAUUUUGGGUCAUCAAGAAAAAAACUUCAAGAUUUAACCUUUAAGUAGUUUUCUUCAUUUUUAGGACCUUUCAAGAUUAUCUUUAAUUAAGUAGUUUUCUUCAUUUUUAGGACUUUUCAAGAUUUUGGGUUAUAGAGAAAAGGCAAGACUCAAUCUUUAAGAUGUUUUCUGCAUUUUUAGGACCUUUCAAGAUUAAGUUUAAGUAAUUUUCUUCCUUUUUAGGACUUUUCAAGAUUUUGGGUCAUCAAGAAAAAGCUUAGAGAUUCAACCUUUAAGUAGUUUUCUUCAUUUUUAGAACUUUUCAAGAUUAUGUUUAAGUAGUGUUCUUCAUUUUUAGGACUUCUCAAGAUUUUGGGUCAUCAAGGAAAAGCUUAAAGAUUCAACCUUUAAGGUGUUUUCUGCAUUUUUAGGAAUUUUCAAGAUUGUGGGUCAUCAAGAAAUUUGUAAAAAAAUGUACUCAACAUUGCCUAUAAGGAGUUUAGGUAUAGAGGAAAGUGGUGAUUUUUUCAAUCUACAAGGUUGUCUUUCAGUUGAUGGUACAAAUUUGCCAGGUGAUUCUUGUGUAGUUUUAUCAACUGAUCCUAAGCCACGUCUUAGAUGGACUACUGAACUUCAUGAACGUUUUGUUGAUGCUGUUACUCAACUUGGUGGUCCUGAUAAAGCAACGCCAAAAACAAUUAUGAGAACAAUGGGGGUGAAAGGUCUGACCCUAUACCAUUUGAAGUCACAUCUCCAGAAAUACCGCAUGGGGAAGCAAUCUGCUAAAGAGGGAACUGAGAAUUCUAAAGACGUAUCAUGUCCGGCAGAGAGUCAAGAUACAGGUUCCUCUACAUCAGGUUCAUCAAGAGUUAUUGCGCAAGAUAUAAAUGAAGGCUUACAAGUAACUGAGGCUUUGCGAGUACAGAUGGAAGUCCAGCGAAGACUACAUGAGCAGCUAGAGGUACAACGCCGUCUACAGUUUCGUAUAGAGGCACAAGGAAAAUAUCUGCAAUCAAUUCUUGAAAAAGCUUGUAAAGCUUUUAAUAGCCAGUCCCUUGAAUCGAAUGGCCUAGAAAUGAACGGAGAAGACCUCCCUGCAUUAGCAACGAAGGUUGCAAACGACUGUGAAGGGAUCAUCACUGUCCCUUCAUUACCUGAGAUUGGCUCGAGUAUUGAGAACAGGAAUGCUUGUCACUUGCCUGCCAGACUUGGCGAUUGCAUGCUUGAUGACUGCUUGCCAUCAAAUGGAAUCGGUGCUCUAAAGAAGAGACCGCGAGCUUUUACUAACGCCAAUGGAUUGCCUAUGGAAAGCAAUACAAGGGAGGUGGAAUGGAUGAUGAGUAAUAUAUGAACAAAAUCUUUCAACAAACAAAUCAGUGUAUUUUUUACCACCUUUCUCUAAAUCUGUUUGAUCCAAAGAUCAAACAAUGUUCCAAAUGUAUGUAAUAAGUUUUAUCACCUUGAAUUUAAGACCCCCUUUGUACUAACAACAUAGUUGGAGUGUUUUUUCCUUAUUGUUUUCGGCAUUUGUCAAUGUUGCAAAUGAAGGGUUAGAGCCUAA